ACGACUGUAUGCGAACGCAGCCGCGUUGCGAACGAAACGAAACCUUCGGAACACACGUGUGCAGCGCGAUUUUCAGCGAUUGUCAUGUGAGAGCCACGCGGGACCUUUACGGAUUUAUUAUUUACGGGAACGUUUAUGUGCCGUUUGUGCAUGUAUUGCUGCAUGUCGUUCCCUAAGGCAACUGAAAAGACUGAAAACCGGUGUCUCUUUUACGAGGUACAACGUGAUUGUCCGCAGUAAUGACCAGCGGUUCGCCGGCACUGUACGCUAUUACUGAGAAAUGUUCUAAGGUCCGGAGUCGAAUUAAUGACUCUAAUCGAAGGGUCAAUGUACACUACUAGUCCAUCGUUGAUUCCGGAUCGGUCGCCUUUGUGACCUGUAUGCGGAUGCGGUCAUGUCGCAGGACGAAGCUUCGUGAUAAUGAGUCCUUUUGGUGAAGAUGCUGUCCGAAAAUCGGCAGCAACCAUCCUGUUGCUCCUCAUGUUUUUUUCAAUGGAUUUUCCUAUUGGAACAACUUUGGAAUUAGGACUCUGCGGAGCUCCCCUCGGCAUGGAAUCCGGAGCCCUAAAGGACUCUGCCAUAACAGCUAGUUCUGCCUACGAUUCUGGAAGCGUUGGACCCCAACACGGCAGGUUAAGGAACGAUAAAAACGGCGGUGCAUGGUGUCCUCGACAUAUGGUUUCAAGAGACGCCAAAGAAUACUUAGAAAUCAACUUAGAGGAGCUUCACGUGGUAACAGGAGGAAGAACACAGGGUCGAUUCGGAAAUGGUCAAGGACAAGAAUACGCUGAGGAGUAUAUGUUGGAUUAUUGGAGACCGGGAUUUUCAAAAUGGGUUCGAUGGAAAAAUAGGGAAGGCAAAGAGUUGCUUUCUGGGAACACCAACACCUACACAGUGGUUGAUCAGAAGCUGGAACCUCCGAUCAUAGCCACCAAAGUGCGUUUCCUGCCGUAUAGCGACCAUGUCCGGACCGUUUGCAUGCGGAUCGAAAUAAUGGGAUGCAAAUUUGCAGAUGGGCUCUUGAGUUACUCCGGACCUCAGGGAUCUAAACGCGGUCCCGAAAUGGACCUUUCCGAUCAAACGUACGACGGACGUGAAGAGGGAGGAUAUUUGUCACAUGGAAUUGGUCAGUUAGUUGACGGACAAAAAGGACAAGACAAUUUUCGAUUAGAUAUUUCAGGGCAUGGAAAAGGUUACGAAUGGGUGGGUUGGAGAAAUGAUACUCCAGGUUGGGUUGGACAUCCGUUGGAGUUAAUCUUCGAGUUUGACAAAGUGCGCAACUUUUCAGCCGCCCAUCUACACACGAAUAAUUUAUACACAAAGGACGUGCAGGUAUUUUCGAGAGCGAAAACUUACUUUAGCAUCGGAGGAAACCUCUUCAGCGGCGAACCGGUCCACUUCUCUUACAUGCCCGACUUGGUCCUCGAACAUGCCCGCAACGUGACUAUCAAGCUGCACAAUCGCAUCGGACGUUUUCUGAAGCUUCAGUUGUACUUUGGAUCGCGUUGGAUUCUACUCAGCGAAGUUUCUUUUGAUUCCGUUCCAGUAAACGGAAACUACACGGACGGGGAAGAGGAUGUCGUCAUGCCGGAAGCGGGGAAAGAAUAUCCGUUACAAAGGGACGAAGUGAAAACGGCUGUUAUUAAAGCGAACCAGAGUUUGGUAGCGUCGCCGCCGGGCGUUAAGGGGGUCUCCACCGUCACCACUACCGAACCCAAGCACUACAUCGGCUUCGUUAUUGGCAUUCUGACGGUUGUCAUACUCGUUCUUGUUGCCGCAAUCGUCUUCAUUGCAUUCCGGAACCAGAGACUUAAAGCUGCCUCUCCCGGCAACUCCACCAUUCCAGAAACAGAACAACGAUUUGACGAAGAUCUUAAAAUGACUAUGGAAGAAUGUGAUAAAUCAUCGUUAUACCAAGAAUCAGCACGGCCAAUAAUUUACCCCCGUCAAGGUCACCUCCGUAGUCCCGACUAUGCAGAGGUUCCAGAUGUUAUCUGCCAAGAAUACGCUGUUCCAUCGUCGAAGUAUACCCAAAGCACCCUUUCAACCAAUACACAACCCUUACUCAACUUCCUUCCCCAACCACCACCGAUCCCACCACCUCCGGAACGUUACUACCCCACUAAUGACAUAUGUGGUCGAUUACCUAUGAUGCCCUCGCCGCCCAUUUCACCUCUAACCCUUAGGUCAAAGGUCGGCAGGUUUAUGCUACCCAUAAGCCCGGAUCCGGACUGCGACGAGGACGUCGAGGUGACCGUUGAAAGGUUCCCGCGUGAACGAUUGAGGAUAAUCGAAAAACUGGGCGAGGGACAGUUUGGGGAUGUUCAUUUAUGCGAAAGUCAGGAUAACGGUCAAUUGGUGGUUGUUAAUACGAUAAGGUCGGAUGGAUAUAGAGAGGAAUUCGUUGGGGAGGUGAAACGUCUUGCUAAAUUGGAUGACGCGAAUGUAGCAAAACUCUUGGGAGCUUGUUUGGAUGGGGAAUGUAUUUAUGCCGUACGAGAAUAUGCUGAAAUGGGUGAUUUGUGUCAAUUUUUACAAGAACACGUCGCUGAAACUACCACACCGUUAACAUCCACAGCAAAUACACUGAGCUACGGUUGCCUUAUUUACAUGGCCACGCAGAUAGCGUCCGGGAUGAAGUACCUAGAGUGCAUGAAGUUCGUUCACAAGGACGUGGCAGCAAGGAACUGCUUGGUUGGGAGACGUUACUCGAUCAAGAUAUCUGAUUUGGGCACCUAUCGAGAUUUAUACUCCUCCGACUAUUGUCAAUUUGUGGGUCCAUUCCCAUUACCGAUAAGGUGGAUGGCUUGGGAAAGUGUGUUAUUGAGUAAGUUUACAACCAAGAGUGACGUGUGGUCUUUUGCGGUUACCUUAUGGGAGACGCUGACGUUUGCACGGGAACAACCUUUCGAAGAACUCAGCGAUGAUAAAGUUAUAGAAAAUGUGACACAUUUCUAUCAGGAUGACGGUAAAUAUAUGUUUUUGAGCGCUCCAAUCAACUGUCCCAAGGAAAUCUACGAUCUGAUGUGCGAGUGUUGGCAAAGAAACGAGUCAGACAGACCCAGUUUCCGCGAAAUCAAUCUCUUCCUUCAGCGAAAGAAUCUGGGGUACACGCCGGACCUUCACUGACGGGACUAAAGCCCCGGCACAGGCGUUGCGACGCCCGAUGACAAUAAGGGAAAGACGGCAGAUAUGGUUCUUUAUGGCGGAGUUAAAGUGUCGACCCUUUUCCGUUUGUUUUCUGGGUAUAAAACCGAGAAAAACUCGUAAAAAAGCGGAGAAAAACAGGGCAGGUGUACAAAUUUGACUUUGAUGUAUAAAAAAAUCAUAAAAAAAGACGGAAUGAUUACUGACAAAUUGUGAUUUAAUUAAAGAUAAAUUUUAAAACGAAGUAUUCCCAAAAUGAUUAUAAAUAUUAAAUAAAUUUAUAUAUUAUCUUCCAAUAUGAGGAUUAAUAAACCGUUUUUUGGAAUUUCAGUAAUCAUUUCGUUACAAAUAAAAUAUAUAAUUAAUAGAUAUCCAUGUACCCCAAUUAAUAUUCAGACCAAACAGACGCUUUCAAACUAAAACAUUAUUGUUUCAACUUUCAGUUUGUAUUAUUUAUUCGAAUAAAUUUAUGAAAAUUUCGACCUCUCCGAGCAAAUACGCAUUAAAAUCGUACUGCCGCAAAACCCGAUACACUCUAGGUUUAAAAGCAGAAAUUAAUUAUCGCACUUUUUGGACUCAAAUAACGAAAUCGUUGUACAUAAAUAGCACAAAAGUAGACAUUCGCUUGUAUUCAUCCUCUUUAAUCGAGUAUACACGUGGUAACUCUCCUGUGCUGCAGAGUUUUGUGCCUUUAAAUCCUGUUGCUCCUUGUAUAGCGAUUUUAAACAUAACCGGACCUCCUGUUGGCAAUUGACAAGUAAACACGUUGAAGAACGUUGAAUGUUAUUGAAAGUUGAUAGAGAAAUUUUAAGCUAAUUAGCGCUAUAAACGCAUAAUAUUAAAACAAAAUAUUACUUAAGAUAAAAUAUAAAUUAUAAAUCCUGUUAGUAAAAUCCUGAGCUUUUAUAAAUAUGUGUAUAUUGUCCCAAUUCUUCCUUGUACCUUUACAGAUUAUAACUUAUAAAAUAUAAUUGUUACCUGUACGCAUUAAACUUAAACUUAAUUUUUAUAUGACGAAUUGUAAUAAAUGGUAGUACGUAAGUUAAGAAAAAUGCGAAAUUGUUGGACAACGGAACCGCUUGACAACGUGACAAUGAAUUUGAAUAGUUCAAUAGAAUUGUGAUAUGUAUCAUUUUAAAUUAAUAUGUAUCGAAAGAGUGGUGAACAUAUUGUUUAUCUCUCCUAAUUUGUAUGAAAAUGAAAAAUGUAUAAUGAAAACUGCCUAUUAAAUAAACUGAAUCGAACAUAAAAAACCUUA
Molecule: messenger RNA, 4405 nt
Organism: Onthophagus taurus
Lineage: Eukaryota; Metazoa; Arthropoda; Insecta; Coleoptera; Scarabaeidae
Product: discoidin domain-containing receptor 2
Biological process (GO): multicellular organism development; positive regulation of neuron projection development; positive regulation of kinase activity
Cellular component (GO): signaling receptor complex; plasma membrane
Molecular function (GO): ATP binding; protein tyrosine kinase collagen receptor activity; collagen binding
Source: RefSeq, a predicted model, not a curated record